This is a messenger RNA of Hemicordylus capensis (graceful crag lizard), 1642 nucleotides long. RefSeq names its product transmembrane 7 superfamily member 2 (gene TM7SF2). Gene Ontology annotation, biological process: sterol biosynthetic process. Gene Ontology annotation, molecular function: oxidoreductase activity, acting on the CH-CH group of donors, NAD or NADP as acceptor. The record is from RefSeq and is a predicted model, not a curated record. Gene Ontology annotation, cellular component: endoplasmic reticulum membrane; nuclear inner membrane. The transcript is spliced from 11 exons. Bases 237 to 1496 code for a protein of 419 amino acids. Lineage: Eukaryota; Metazoa; Chordata; Lepidosauria; Squamata; Cordylidae.
CCGGGAUGCGAUUGGCUGUUCUUUGAUAGGGAUAGGAUGGGCAGAGAGUGGUGCUGUGCAGGCGCGGGUGCGUGGGCGGCAGGCGGCUCAUCCUCCUGAGCCGGGAGCAACCCAGGCAGGUCCAGGCGUGUGGCUGGCAGUCAAGCCCUACUCUGAUGCCGAUCAGGACCUAAAAGAGCCAAGCUGUGGGAACUCUCAGGAAAGGCGUUCUGGUUUCGCACCUGCGCAGAAGGACAAUGGAUCGGCACCGGAUUCCUCGCACUAAAGAACUGGAGUUUGGUGGUGUGCUAGGGACUGCUGUCCUCAUCUUCCUCAUGCCGGCCACUGUCUUCUGCCUCCUGCUGACCUGCAGGACGGAACAGGCCAGCCUGUUCAACCUCCCCCUGCCCCUCCCCUCGCUCCGCUCCUUGUGGAACCCCCAGGACUUUGCCGUCGUCUUGGCGUGGAUCGGACUGCAGGCUGUGUUGUCUGUGCUGCCUAUGGGGAAGCUCACGGAAGGGAUCGCCCUUCGGGACAAGAGCCGUCUCCAGUACCGCAUUAACGGCUCCCACGCCAUGGGGCUCUCUGCCCUGCUGGUGGGAGCCGGCUUGGCUGCAGGCCUGCGCCUGAGUUACAUCUACGACCAUUUCCUGCAACUCGCCUUCUCCGCGUCCCUCGUCGCCUUUGGCCUGAGCGUCCUCCUCUACCUGAAGGCCUUGCUCGCCCCAGAGACGGCGCUGGCUCCCGGCGGCAAUUCGGGAAACCCCAUUUACGACUUCUUCAUGGGCCACGAGUUGAACCCACGGCUCGGUGGCUUUGACCUCAAGUUCUUUUGUGAACUUCGCCCUGGGCUCCUUGGAUGGGCCCUGAUCAACAUGGCCAUGUUGGUGAAGGAGACGGAGUUGAGGGGAAGUCCGUCCUUGGCCAUGAUCCUGGUGAACGCCUUCCAGCUCCUUUAUGUGGUGGAUGCCUUCUGGCAUGAGGAGGCCGUCCUCACCACAAUGGACAUCACCCAUGAUGGCUUUGGGUUCAUGCUGGCUUUCGGAGACCUGGCGUGGGUGCCUUUCCUCUACAGCCUCCAGGCCUACUUCUUGGUAACCCACCCACAGCAGCUCAGCCUGCCCAUGGCCGGGGGUAUCAUUCUGCUAAACGGAAUGGGCUACUCCAUCUUCCGCAGCGCUAACUCCCAGAAGAACACGUUUCGCCGCAAUCCCGCCAACCCCAACGUUGCUGGACUCAGGACCAUUCCUACGGCUACCGGGCGGCGGCUGCUGGUCUCGGGCUGGUGGGGGUUCGUACGCCACCCCAACUACUUGGGGGACCUGAUCAUGGCUUUUGCAUGGUCCCUACCUUGCGGCCUGACCCACAUCCUGCCUUACUUCUACAUCCUCUACUUCACCGCGCUGCUGGUGCACCGGGAGGCCAGAGACGAGCGUCAGUGUCUGAGGAAGUACGGCCUGGCGUGGCAAGAAUAUUGCCGACGGGUCCCUUAUCGCAUCUUCCCCUACCUCUACUGAGCGCCCCUGCUUCGCCGGUCAGCUCCCACCACUGGCACAAAAGCCGACGUCUCGUUUCUGCUUGGUUUGGGCCUUGGGACACUCCUGCCAAGAGGCAGAGAGGGGUGGAUUCUGUGCAGAGCAGCUGGGCGCAGCUCGGUUCCCAA